CAUCAGUAUUAUUUUACUUAUGUUAUGUUGAAAUUAAAGAAUAAGCUUUGUACAAGGGAAAGAGAUAACAAGAUGUCAGGGAACCACAGUUUGGUUGUUGAAGCGACCGUCAACACUCACUGCUCCUCAUGACAAGAUUCUAGCAAAAGAUUGGAAUGAACACAGCAGGCCUUGCCAUCUUGGUCAGGAUGGGCAAUUGUUUAUGUGUUAAGGAAAGAAUUAAAGUCAAUGGACGUCAGUAUUACAUAAGGGAACGACUUGGUGAAGGAGGGUUCAGCAUGGUGGACUUAGUAGAAGAUGCGUCGUCACAUAAACUGUAUGCCCUCAAACGCAUUACAUGUCAUGCACAGACAGAUCAGAAGGUGGCCCUGGCAGAAGUGGAGUACCUCAAAGCCUUGUCUCACCCCAACAUUGUGGAGUGCAUAGACUCAGAUCUUGUAGGGAUGCCAGACCUAAUGGGAAAUCGUACAUCACAAGUACUCAUUGUUCUCCCAUACUGCCAGCGGGGAACACUACAUGAUGAGUUAAUGCGCAGGCAACAGUCUGGUUCACACUUGGAUGAGGUCGUUGUAUUGUCUAUGUUCCGGCGGAUAUGUGAGGCUGUCCAGUGCAUGCACUCAGCCAAGCCACAUCCUUUGGCUCAUCGAGACAUCAAGACGUCCAAUAUUCUCUUAAAGGAUGAUCUCACACCACUACUUAUGGAUCUAGGGUCUGUAACCAGAGCAAGACUGGAGAUAAAUGGCAGUUCAGAGGCCCACAAGCUGCAGGAUGAAGCUGCUGAGAGAAGUUCCAUGCCAUACAGGCCUCCAGAAUUAUUUAAUGUUGAAUUUUUUUGUCAUGUAGAUGAGCGUACUGAUGUUUGGUCUCUAGGUUGUUUGCUGUAUGCGCUAUGUUUUUACAAAUCUCCCUUUGAUGCCGUGUAUGAGCGAGGGGACAGUGUAGCGCUGGCCGUGGUCAGUGGAAUCACAAAAUUCCCCGAAACUCAUCCGUACUCAGAGGAUAUUGUUGAGCUGAUCAAGAGUAUUCUCAAAGUUAACCCAGAGGAGCGUCCGUACGUAGACUGGAUAAUAAACAAAGUGGAUCAACUUAUCAACAAAUCAUCGGGGGCGGUCUAGUCAGCAACAUUAAGUAAUAUACUGUAGUAAACUCUGGGAUACUAAGCUCAUCAGUGUUCCCACAGUUGAAACAUCUUGAGUCAGCAUUUUGCCACUGCUUUACAUAGUAAUCCUGUGGGCCAUGAUAACUAAAGCACGACAUGCAUUUAUCUUUAGCUUAGUAAACCACUCUUAAUAAAUACAAUAAAUACAGUACAGUACAUUACUGUAUGCUGUGUUUGGUUUAAUUGUCUGUAUAAACUAACCAAGUCUAGUAUUGUAACCCCAGAGACAUCUGCAGUUCUUUGAGAUUUUCACAUGUAGUUGAAACAUAGGCGCUCUCUCUCUCUCUCUCUCUCUCUCUCUCAUAUAUAUAUAUAUAUAUAUACCGGUUAUAUCUUUACUUAGGAUUUUCGUAAACCAGAUCUUUGUCAGUCAAGGACUUCCUGAAUGCCAUUUGAUGUUAUUAAGUUGGUGUGUCACGUGUUUAGCCAGAGUUACUAUUUCUUAAAAUUAUUUGAUACAGAUAUCUCUGUGCAUCCUAUAACAUGGUGACAUAAUGUAAAUUGAACUGAGAAUCCUUGUGGAGAUAUUCUGUUAAAUCUAAUCAAGGAAACCAUUGCUGGGCCAGAAAAAGUUUGUUUACAUUCAUCCCACAAGAUUGUACCUGUAUAAAUGGUAUAAAAUGUGUUAGGUGGAUAUUUAUCAAGAUAAAAAAGAAAUUCUGCAGGACCUGAGCAAUAAUGAGAAUUAAUGCUUGAUAGUCUGUUCCUUCUAAAUUUUCUCUUAUGACUUGAACCUUUGUAGGAGGUUUACCUUAGUGUUAAUUUUAGGAUUGCUUUCUUCCUUUGACUCGUAAUUGCUCACAUACAUUUCUUGGGUUUUUGUAAAUAAAAGGAGUAUUUUUGUAUCCACUACUUACACAGCAUUUAUCAAAUCAUCGGCUUAUUCAUUCUACUGUUUACUAAUGUGGGUCUAAUGUGUCAAACCUCUCACCUUUACUUCAGUAAUUUCACUAUAAAGGAGGAGGAAGUAAGUGCAGUAAAUGUUAAUGGUGUUAAGAAUACAUUAAACAUGCACUAUGAAGAAUAAGUUUAAGGGACUUAGAAUGUGAACAUAAUAUGAUUCACAGGUAGUAGGUAGGAGGCAGAUAUCAAACAGGGAGGUACUACUGCCUGGGAAGAUAUUGGAAGCAUAAUGUGUUGUCUAAUGGUAGACCCUGCUGCCAUAUGGCAUCACAAAAAUU
Messenger RNA from Homarus americanus (American lobster), 2340 nucleotides. Its product is annotated as serine/threonine-protein kinase 16-like. NCBI's taxonomy places the organism in Eukaryota, Metazoa, Arthropoda, Malacostraca, Decapoda, Nephropidae. Gene Ontology annotation, molecular function: ATP binding; protein serine/threonine kinase activity. Gene Ontology annotation, biological process: protein phosphorylation. The record is from RefSeq and is a predicted model, not a curated record. Gene Ontology annotation, cellular component: cytoplasm; Golgi apparatus. The transcript has 10 exons. Bases 156 to 1115 code for a protein of 319 amino acids.